Messenger RNA from Raphanus sativus (radish), 1800 nucleotides. Its product is annotated as protein EMSY-LIKE 4-like. The record is from RefSeq and is a predicted model, not a curated record. The transcript has 10 exons. Bases 304 to 1602 code for a protein of 432 amino acids. Gene Ontology annotation, cellular component: nucleus. Gene Ontology annotation, biological process: defense response to fungus. NCBI's taxonomy places the organism in Eukaryota, Viridiplantae, Streptophyta, Magnoliopsida, Brassicales, Brassicaceae.
ACUUCUCUGUGCUGUUCAUAUUGCAGGAAAUAAAUAAGCUUUCUUAAAAUCUGUAAUCUCUAAAAAGCUGAAUCAUCCAUCACUCCCCCAGUGGAGCUCUGAUUCACGACGGAAGGAACUGUUCAGAAUCUCCUUUCACAGUCAAGAGGAAGGAGGCAAAAUCGAGUCUUGCUCUAGUCAAAUUGAAAUCAAACCCCCGAAUCGUUGCUCUUCUUUUUGUGUGUGUGUGUGUGUGUUCUCUGGAUUCGUCUUCUUCAUCUCCGUAACUAAUCUUUCAAGAAUUUUGGGAUCAAAGCUUCUGUGAUGGACUACGAAUCAUUUGAUAGCAGUGGAACAGAUGAUGAUCUGCCUCCAUCGCAUAGAGUGGUUCCACGAGGAGGGAGUAGUGUGUCUACCAAUGGAAGACCGUCCACUCUUCCUCCAUCUUACAUGUAUGACCAAGUUGCUGCUGAUAUGGAAGCUCAGAUUCACCAUAUCGAGAAGGAAGCAUACUUCUCUCUUCUAAGAGCCUUUAGAGCACAAGCAGAUGCAAUCACUUGGGAAAAAGAGGGUCUAAUAACUGAAAUGCGUAAAGAGCUGAGAGUAUCGCAUGAGGAGCAUAGAGAGCUUCUUGCUCGUGUAAACGCUGAUGAUACUAUACGAAAGAUAAGGGAAUGGAGACAAUCUGGAGGGAUGCAACGCAAUGCUGCUCAAGUGGUUCAUGAUACGUUGCCAAGCCCUUCGGCUUCAGCUUCUAUCAAGAGGCACAAACCGAACCAGCCAAUUCAUUCCCAACCAUUCGCCAGUUCUUCACCUUCUUCUCACCCUCAAGCUGAUCCCACUCACCCGUUGGCUUCAUCCGCAGCUAAAAGAGGAUCUGUUCCCAUUUUCAAGGCCAAAAAGCAUAAACCAGUUUUCCCUGGUUCGUCUUCCAUAAAACCCAUCCCUUACCAUCCUCCGGAUCAACAACCUCCACGAGGGCAAGUCAUGAACAGAUUACCAUCUGGUCCUUCCAGUUCAAGUGAACCCACAAAAGGAACUGGACCUGAGUCUUUUGUAGGAAGAAGAGUUAGAACAAGGUGGCCAGAAGACAAUACAUUUUACGAAGCUUCCAUCUCCAAGUAUGAUCCAGUUGAGGGCCGUCAUGCUUUAGUUUAUGACAUUGGAACACUUAAUGAGGCAUGGGAAUGGGUUAAACUCGCAGAGAUAUCUCCUGGGGAUAUUGAGUGGAUAGGAGAGGAUCCUGGGAUUUGUAAUCGAUAUGGUUACAACGGACAAGGCCAUGGUCUGAACAGAACUACAGGACCUAACAAUGUUCCACAACGAGGAAGCAGUUUGGCGAAGACCACUAUCAAAAACGAUCUCAGAACAUCACAGAAUGGAAGUGGGAAAAGGAAACAUGUCGAUAUACGUCUCCGUCCGACCAAUGUCCUAAUCAGAGAGGUGGAGAGAGUUCUUGGUUCACACAAUCCAGAUCCUCAAGAAGUUGAAAUGGCUAAGAGAGUUUUGGAGGAGCAAGAACGUGCGCUUGUGGGUGCAAUAACAAAGCUUGGAGAUAUAUCCAAUGGAGAGAACGCAGUUUUGCCAAGGCACAGUGCAAUGCAGACCAUAAGGAGUAGCUAAUGAAGAAGAAGAAGUAAACACUGGUUGGUUGAGAUGGAAAGUCAAAAGAGUCUCUAACUUCUUUGAUGUUGCCCUUUCUUUGGUAUCUCGACUGUAAUUUUUUUGCUGACGUUAGAGAUUAGCUUUACACCCAAAUGCUGGAUAUAAUGUUCUGUGGAACGGCUUCAAUCAUCAAAAUAUAACCAAAACAUACUCUUA